Molecule: messenger RNA, 1005 nt
Organism: Epinephelus fuscoguttatus (brown-marbled grouper)
Lineage: Eukaryota; Metazoa; Chordata; Actinopteri; Perciformes; Serranidae
Product: acidic mammalian chitinase-like
Exons: 8
Coding region: 1-1005 (334 amino acids)
Biological process (GO): chitin catabolic process; carbohydrate metabolic process
Cellular component (GO): extracellular region
Molecular function (GO): chitinase activity; chitin binding
Source: RefSeq, a predicted model, not a curated record
AUGAUUUUUCUUCCUACCUCAGCCUCUCCCUCAGCCUCUACCCCAGCCUCUACCCCAGCCUCUCUCUCAGCCUCUCCCUCAGCCUCUUCCCACAGGCUGGUGUGUUACUACAACAGCUUGUCUGAAAAAAGAGGGAAGUUCACGGUUUCAAAUAUUGAUCCAAACAAGUGUACCAACUUGAUCUACGCCUUCUCUGACAUUAAAAAACAACCCAGGCUGGUCCCAAGCACAGCAACUGACAUACUACGCUAUCAGGCCUUCAGUGGACUCAAAACCAGAAAUCCACUGCUUAAAACCCUGUUGGCUGUUGGUGGCCUGAACUUUAACACACAAAAAUUCAGUGCAAUGGUGGCAACACAACAAAACAGAGCAAAGUUUAUCAGGUCUGCUAUCACACUACUGAGAGCAAAUGGUUUCGAUACUGAACUGUGCUUCUGUGUUGUACAGGAGCUCAAAGAGGCCUUUAUGGCUGAGGGAACAGCAGAUAACCGAUUACUGAUCACUGCCAGUGUCUCUGCUGAGAAAGCAAUCAUCGAUGCCAGUUAUGAAGUCCCACAGAUUGCAACGUACCUGGACUUCAUUAAUGCGCUGACAUUUGACUUUCACGGCCCCUGGGAAAGUGUCACAGGACAUCACAGCCCCUUAUAUCAGGGAUCCCAGGACACUGGAAACAAAACCUACUUUAACACUGACUAUGCCAUAAACAUGGGGUUAGCGGCAUACAGGCGAGUUUUUAACCUCUCCUCUGCAUCCAGUGUUGUUGGAGCACCAGCCAGUGGUGCUGGUAUAGCAGGUCUCUUCACUGGUGAAGAAGGACUCUGGGCCUCUUAUGAGGCUGAUCAGAAGUCCAAUACCAGUUACCUAAAGGCUAACAACUUUGGAGGAGCUUUUGUCUGGUCUCUGGACCUGGAUGACACUAGUGGACAGUUCUGUAAACAGGGCAACAACCCUUUCAUCAGCCACCUGCACACUCUCCUGUGUCCAGGUGGAACUUCAGGUAGCUAA